CAAAUAAACAAACAAUAAAGUUUAUCCUUCAAUCAGAGGAUGUGGCUUAUUAGUCUUCCUGCCAUGCGGUCUGGUCGUUUAAUGGCCAGGCUAAUUGUGUAAGGGGUACGGGUAGAUGUGGUGGUCCAUUCGCACGUCUUCCUCUUCUCUGUGGCGUGGUUUAACCCCCACCCCAGUCAGUGCGCUCGGUCUUCCGCUCGCCGGCUCAGCAAUCAUCUAGAUGAAGUGGAGAUUCAUACUUUUGACUCGUUGUAAAUGUAUAUAAAAGGAGGUUAUUCCAUACAGCAAGUCACACUAAUUCCCCCCCAAUGGACAUACUUUAACGAUGAAGAGCGUAGCAAUUGCAUUCUUGACCUCGUUGUGGCUUUCAAUCCUUUCUCCAACAUUCUCCGCUCCUACUCUGGAAGCCUCUCAUCCAAAAGUAGGCUCUACAUGGAAAUGGUACCAACUCAAAGGAACAAAAUGCGCUGAUGGCAGUGAGACAGGGUUUGGAUUAAGCACAUAUCCAAAUGCCAAAGAGACUGUUCUCUUUUUUGAAGGUGGAGGUGCAUGUUGGGAUGCCAACACCUGUUACAAGCUCAUGACAGCCUCAUUCGUCACAACUGGCUUCAAGAAAGAAUUGUUUGAGAGUUUUGCUGUUCCUACCUUGACAACAAAUCGAACAAUAACACUUCGCAAUGAAACCGUUGCUAAUCCGUAUCGUAAGGCGAAUUACGUUUACAUCCCUUACUGUACCGGUGACAUUCAUGCCGGUGAUUCAGUGCAAAACUAUCCAGGUGCUAAUCGAACAACAUAUCAUCAUGGAUUCCUGAAUGGUAUUCGCAUCACAAGUGAGAUUGCUAAACGAUUGCCAGACACAAAGCGAGUUUUGGUUACUGGCGAAAGUGCUGGUGGAUUUGGAGCGGUAUUGCAAUAUCCUCACGUUCAGAAACGUUUUCCACACGCUCGUAUUGAUCUUUUAUCGGAUUCGGCAAUCGAAACAGUCGGUUUCCUUGACAGUAAGCCGCAAUGGCAUCCAGUCGUUCCAAAAUGCAAAGAAUGCAAUGGAAUAGAGUUCAAUUCUUACUUACCAGGAGAAGCAUUAGCAACUCCAAAGAGUAGAUUUGGCGCUUUGGCAUGGAAGACUGAUACUGUCUUACCACUCUUUUACAACGUCACAGAUGCUUCAUUUGCACCAGUCAUCACUUCCUACUUUCAAAAUGUUACCCAAACAAAGACCGACAAUGCGAAAACGUUCAGAGCUGAUGGAUCAAGUCAUGUCGUUGGUGAGCACACAUACGCAAAAUCAUCCGAUGGCAUGGUCUAUGUCGAUUGGUUGAACAAGUUCCAUAGUGACGAUCCUAGCUGGACAUCAGCACUUUAAUACUGUGAUGAUGAUGAAUGAAUGAUGAUUGAAGAAAGCACAGUCCAAUUUGGGUCGAUGUGUGCGGCUUUACUCUCACGCGUAACUCGCGCUCAUAGCCGGAAAGGAAAGAUAUAUGCUG
Messenger RNA from Meira miltonrushii, 1484 nucleotides. RefSeq lists its product as uncharacterized. The record is from RefSeq and is a predicted model, not a curated record. Gene Ontology annotation, molecular function: hydrolase activity. Bases 326 to 1363 code for a protein of 345 amino acids. NCBI's taxonomy places the organism in Eukaryota, Fungi, Basidiomycota, Exobasidiomycetes, Exobasidiales, Brachybasidiaceae. The transcript has a single exon.